Molecule: messenger RNA, 1678 nt
Organism: Phacochoerus africanus (Common warthog)
Lineage: Eukaryota; Metazoa; Chordata; Mammalia; Artiodactyla; Suidae
Product: protein FAM246C
Exons: 1
Coding region: 102-785 (227 amino acids)
Source: RefSeq, a predicted model, not a curated record
UCCUCUCCACUGAGAGUCGCCCAGGCCCCAGCGGUCGCUAGGUUGCGGGGCCGGGACUCCAGGCCGGCCAGGCCGUGGAGGCAGUGGCGGCGGCGGCUCCAAUGGCGGCAGAACCCCGGCGCCCUUGGGCCCAGGCGCGGAGCGCUUAUGGUGCCAGCGAGGCGCUGCGGCGCGCGGUGGGCCGCCAGCGGGACCCCAGGCCACAGCCCAACGGGCUGGGCCCCGAUGAAGCCCGCGCCCCGGGCCGCAUGGCUCGCCUGCGGGGCCAGCUCCGGGCUGAGGCAGCGGAGCGGGCCAAUGCACCCCGAUUACUGCGGCUGGUGGAGCGCGCCGGGGCCGCGGCGGGGGCAGCAGGAACCAGGGAGCCGGAGGAAUCGCGCGGCCACGGCUCCGUUUGCUCUGUGUGCGGGGAGCCGCGCGGCGGGGCCACGUACCCAGCCGGCGUCCUGGAGGUGAGCGAGCGGCGAUUGCAGGAGGGCCUGGCGGCCGUGCGCGCAGAGCUGGGCGAGGGGCUGGAGGCGCUGCGCGCUGAGCUGCGGGCAGAACUGGAUGCCCUGCGCGCGCUGCUGCCGCCUCCGCCGCCUGCCCGCCGUGAGCCUCGCGUUCCCCGCGGCCCAGCUCUUCUUCGGGCGCUGGGCACCGUGAACGCCCUGGCCACCGGCGCGAGGCCGAACGAUGACGCCUCGGACAGUACGGCCGACGGCGGUGCGAGCCGGGCCCCGGCCCGGAAGAACCUCAAGAAAACCCCAGUGACGCCUGGAGCCCCGCAGGACAGCGGGGAUUAAGCGGGGCCGCGCAGAGGGGAUCCAGACCAGGGUUUGGGGCGCCGCCGCUGGCCAAGGGGCCUUCCUACCUAGCAUGGCUCAGAGCAAGAAGGGUCCUCCGACACCGCUUGCUAGUGCUCGGGUAUCGGAAGCGGGUGGGAAGUGUGGCUGAGUCCCCGAAGCGGCAAUCACCGUGGGAGCCGGAGUCCGGGCUGGAGAAGGGGUGAGCCCCUUUUGGGGCUAGAGCUGGGAAAAGUUUGGCCCAGGAGUACGUUGGCCGUUGAGAGCCAGAGCGCAAUGGGGAGAGCCCAGGGUUGGCCAGAGGAACCCCCCUGCCUCAGGAGAGGGGGUUGCAAGCAUACUUUAACGGUCUCAGGAAGGAGGCCAAGCCUUCACGCACUGUGUGUGGGCAGACAGUGUGACCCACACACCAGGCAACCGAAACUGGGGACACAAGGUGGGCUGCUGGGACACUAUCACCUGGACCCAGGCUCAUGCAGGACAGCAUCACUUGGAUGUACAAGCACAUUCUACUGUGGGCCCUGGACAGCAGCCUGAGUCCAGCCAGCUCUUUCCCUCUAUUGGACAGUGUUGCCUGGACACAUCACGUCUGGUCAGUGCCCUCUGGACUCUCAACUUCACUUAUCCCUCAUAUGGCCUCACCACAGGCUAACCCUAACCCAGGGUCUCUCCAGUGUCAACCUACAUCAACUCUAAAGCCCACCUUCCUGGGCCUGGUCUCACCUGUACAGACAGCCCCUCACUCACUGUCCCUAUCACCAGGAUACCACCGCAGAUUGAGGCCUGCAGUGCAGAGCCUGGAACAGAGGCUUCUCAGCUCCUGGGCUUGGGGAAAUGGCAGCUGGACUAAACCCAGUGUGGAAUGGGCAUGUGACCAUGUACCACGGGAAAUA